Molecule: messenger RNA, 936 nt
Organism: Lathyrus oleraceus (garden pea)
Lineage: Eukaryota; Viridiplantae; Streptophyta; Magnoliopsida; Fabales; Fabaceae
Exons: 3
Coding region: 1-936 (311 amino acids)
Molecular function (GO): nucleic acid binding; zinc ion binding
Source: RefSeq, a predicted model, not a curated record
AUGGCAACCGUUUCCAAUGAUCGAAUUCCCACCAAUCUCCUGAUUCUUGAUUCGAAGAACUAUGAUAAAUGGGUAAAACAAAUGAGGAUUUUGUUUGGUUAUCAAGAGGUGCUUGAGAUUGUCGUCAAUGGAGUUACACAAUUAGGGGCAGAGGCUACCGACAUUCAAAGAGCUACACACAAAGAAGAGAAGAAAAAGGAUUACAAAGCCCUAUUCUUGAUUCAUUCUUAUGUUGAUAACGACAAUUUCGAGAAGGUUGGCGAUUGUGAAUCGGCGAAGCAAGCAUGGGAAAUCUUGGAGAAAGCAUAUGUCGGUGCCGUCAAAGCGAAGGUGAGAGGCGCCGACAAAGCCAAAGCGGAGAUUGCUUUGCAAGCGCGUUUCAAUGAGAAGAAUAAGAGGUCGAAAGGAAAAUUUACGGCAAGAGGUAAAUCAAAUUUUCAGAAUUCUGGUUUAAAUGAUUCCUCCAAGGAUAGUGGUCAUAGCAAUGGUUUCAAGAAGCGUGAUGUGAGUAAGGUGCAAUGCUACAAGUGCAGAAAGUUUGGACACUUUGCAAAUUCGUGUCGUGGUAAAUCGAACGAGAAUCACAAUAAUGAAGCCAAGGUUGCUAGGGAAGAGGUAGUUGAUGAGGACACACUUCUAGUAAUGAUCACGGAGGGGACUUAUGGCAUUACGGAUGUUCCGGGCAACAGCUACAGCAGUGAAAGUUUGCGGGAUAGCAACUGUACUGUUUCGGAAAAUAGCGAGAAAAUGCAUUCGGAUCGAAAUGCGUUGGUUACCGUUCGUGAUGGAGUCCAAGGGAAAGAUGAGUGGUACUUGGAUUCCUGUUGUUCAACACAUAUGACGGGUCGAAAAGAUUGGUUUGUGCAAAUCAAUCAAGCGGCAAAAAGUAAAGUCAAAUUUGCCAAAGACACCACUUUAAGCGCCGAAGGGGUAUGA